Molecule: messenger RNA, 1590 nt
Organism: Periophthalmus magnuspinnatus
Lineage: Eukaryota; Metazoa; Chordata; Actinopteri; Gobiiformes; Gobiidae
Gene: plbd1b
Product: phospholipase B domain containing 1b
Exons: 10
Coding region: 1-1590 (529 amino acids)
Biological process (GO): phospholipid catabolic process
Cellular component (GO): extracellular region
Molecular function (GO): glycerophospholipase activity
Source: RefSeq, a predicted model, not a curated record
AUGUUAUCUAACUCCAUCCCUCGCUCUGUUGCAGCGAAGCUCACAGAGGCCACCGUGUAUUGGGAUGCGGCCCAGAAGAGCGUGGUCCUGAGGGAGGGGGUGAUGGAGGCUGACGGUGGAGCCUAUGGUUACUUCAACGACUCUCUGCUCUUGACGGGGUGGAGCGUGCUGGAGAUCUGCGCUGGAUGUGGGAGACAGGCAGCAAAUGAAGAUGAGAUUACCUUCUUCCUGGCAGGGUACCUGGAGGGGUUCCUCACCGCUGAGCAAAUGUCCAGCCACUACUCUAAUAUGUAUCCACAGCUUGUGAAAGAUGAGAUUUUGCUGAAUUCCAUCAAACGAUUUUUAAGUAAACAGGACCUGUGGGCCAGAGACCAGGUGAAGCUCAGGCGCAGCACUGACCCCCUGUGGCAGCACAUGGGACUGCUCCUGGCACAGCUGGAUGGUCUCCAGGCCGGAGCUGCACAGUGGGCCAAGAGCAAACAGAGAGAGCCUCUGUCAGAGUUCUCCAUCCAGCUCCUGAACAGCAUUGGAGACCUGUUGGACUUAGUCCCAGCAUUCACCCCCCGCACCAACUCCUCUGGGGCUGCUGUCUUCAGAACCACAGGGAUGGGCCAUUGCACUGCUCUUAUAAAGGUUCUGCCAGGUUUUGAAAAUGUACUUGUGGGCCAUUCCAGCUGGUACACUUAUGCUGCCACCAUGAGAAUCUACAAGCAAUGGGACUUUAAGCUCUUGGACCCGUACUAUUCUACUGGGAAGAUGUCGUUUAGCAGCUAUCCAGGUCUCCUGUCCUCUCUGGAUGACUUCUACUUGCUGGGAAGCGGGCUUCUGAUGACCCAGACCUCCAUCAGUGUGUUCAACUCCUCCCUGUUUUCUUCACUCAGCCCUCACAGCCUGCUGGCCUGGCACCGAGUCCGCCUCGCCAACACGCUGGCACGUACCGGCCAGCAGUGGGCGCGAGUCUUCUCCAAAUUCAACUCAGGUACAUACAACAGCCAGUACAUGGUUUUGGACCUCAGCAGGAUCACACUGCGUCACAGUAUCAGGGACGGAGCUCUGACUGUGGUGGAGCAGAUUCCUGGAAAAGUUAUGCACUCAGACCAGAGCCAAGCCUUACGCAGAGGUUAUUGGCCAUCAUAUAACAUCCCAUUCCACGCUGAAAUCUACAACCUGAGCGGCUUUGGUGUCAUGUGGCGGAAAUUUGGUGAAGACUUCUCCUAUGACCUUUCACCUCGAGCUAAAAUCUUGCGGCGGGAUCAGGCCAAAGUUCACAGCCUGGACUCACUCAAACAGCUCAUGAGAUACAACAAUUACAAAAGAGACCCGUACACAAGAGGACAUCCGUGUAAAACCAUUUGUUGCCGUAGUGACCUGAGACAGAGGAGGCCUCGACCUGGAGGCUGCUAUGACACAAAGGUGACGGAGUUCCAGAUGGCUCUCCAGCUGGCCACGGAGGCGGUGAAUGGGCCCACGACACAGGGGGGUCUACAGCCUUUCUCAUGGCAAUCCUUCAACCUCACAGCUCACCAUGGACUGCCACAAGUCUUCAACUUCAGCUUUGUGAAAAUGAAGCCCUCACUUGCACGGCCGUAA